Molecule: messenger RNA, 751 nt
Organism: Hydra vulgaris (swiftwater hydra)
Lineage: Eukaryota; Metazoa; Cnidaria; Hydrozoa; Anthoathecata; Hydridae
Product: ras-related protein Rab-28
Biological process (GO): regulation of exocytosis
Molecular function (GO): GTPase activity; GTP binding
Source: RefSeq, a predicted model, not a curated record
UAUCUCUUUAUAUGAAUUAUUUGAUUUAGGUAUUAGUUGCAAAUAUAAAAUUGUAUUUUUAUCUGCUGAUGUCUGAAUCAGAUGAUGAAGAAACUACUGAUUAUCAGUUUAAAGUAACUGUAAUUGGGGAUGGAACUUGUGGAAAAACAUCUCUUUGUUCCAGACUGACUCAAGAACAAUUUGAUAAGAGUUAUCAUCAGACUCUUGGGUUAGAUUUUUUUUUAAAAAGAUUUUCAUUACCAGGAAAUAAAAAUGUAACAAUGCAAGUUUGGGAUAUUGGUGGACAACAGUUAGGUGGUAAAAUGAUCAAAACAUAUUUAUAUGGUGCAAAUGCAGUUGUACUUGUUUAUGAUGUAACUAACUACAGCAGUUUUGAAAAUUUAAGUGACUGGCUUGUUAUUGUAAAGGAAACAUUUGCUGACCAGGAUAAGAAACCCCAUUUAGCACUUGUUGGCAAUAAAAAAGAUUUAGAACAUUUAAGAACAGUUAAAAAGGAAAAACAUAUUGAAUUUGCAAAUGCAAAUGGAAUGAGUAAUUAUUUUUUAUCAGCUAAGUCUGGUGAUCAAGUUGCUUAUUGUUUUCAAAAAAUUGCUGCAGAUAUUCUAGGAAUACGUUUGCAUAAACAAUCUGUUGAACAGGCAAACAGAGUUGUAAAAGCAGAUAUUGUUGCUUACAAUGAUAAUGACUCUGCAAUAAGAUCAACAUCUGCUCAUAACAAAACUACAUUUUGUAUAAUACAGUAAUUUAUUUA